Molecule: messenger RNA, 253 nt
Organism: Solanum verrucosum
Lineage: Eukaryota; Viridiplantae; Streptophyta; Magnoliopsida; Solanales; Solanaceae
Product: STOREKEEPER protein-like
Exons: 2
Coding region: 5-238 (77 amino acids)
Source: RefSeq, a predicted model, not a curated record
UGGCAUGUCUACAAUGUAUCCGAAUGGAACAAGUUUUUUGAAGGAGAACAUGAGUUUGAUUGCUACUGACAAGGCUAAAGUGUUGGAGGAGAAGUGGAAGAAACUGGAGGAUGACGAAGCUGCCUUGAUGGUGAAGCGCUUAGAUUUGAUUGCGGAGCAUUACAAAUUGGUGGUUGAUGCAAUGAGAGUCUCUUAUCAGGUAAUGAGCUGCCUCCUGAACUCAGACGAACUCUCUUGAAGAUGGCACCAACAA